Messenger RNA from Episyrphus balteatus (marmalade hoverfly), 1670 nucleotides. RefSeq names its product putative inorganic phosphate cotransporter. Gene Ontology annotation, molecular function: transmembrane transporter activity. The transcript is spliced from 4 exons. Gene Ontology annotation, biological process: monoatomic anion transport; transmembrane transport. Gene Ontology annotation, cellular component: plasma membrane. NCBI's taxonomy places the organism in Eukaryota, Metazoa, Arthropoda, Insecta, Diptera, Syrphidae. The record is from RefSeq and is a predicted model, not a curated record. The coding region runs from base 321 to 1670 and encodes 449 amino acids.
CAAUUGUUCAUAUUCGUAAACAGAUAAAUAAUAACUCUUUCUGAAUUGAAAUGAAGUAGAAGAAGGAUAAGCAAUCACAAAAUUAUUUUGUUUUGGUCUAAAGGAAAGUAAUUGUCAAGCUUAAGAGAAUAUUUUAUAAAAUAUUGGGUCAAAAUUUUGUAAAAUAUAGUGUCAAAAUUUUGAUCGAAUUGGAGAACGUUUAUACUAGUAGCACCGAUCCUAUUGAAAUAUUGAACACUAGUUCUGUACAUAACUGACGAUGACGAGGCCCUAUUUUAGGAGUCCGUCACGUUCAAGUCCUGCUGUUAUUUUUCUGUUUCAUGGUGAAUUAUUUAGGUCGUUUGAAUGCUGCCGUAUCUGUGGUAGCCAUUACCAAUGCAAACUCAACAAACCCUGACUUUCCGGAAUAUAAAUGGAAUGAAAAACAAAAAUCCUACAUUCUAAGCAGUUUCUAUUGGGGCUAUAAUUUGACUCAAUUUCUAGCAAGUUACUUCUGUCGCACAUUUGGCUCGAAACCAACUUUGCUGCUAUCAACAAUGGGUUCAGCUUGUUUGGCUUUAAUUACCCCAGCUUCGAUAGCUUGGGGUGGAUGGCAAGUCUAUUGUUGUAUUCGAAUGUUUCAAGGACUAUUUCAAGGCAUGGUUAUUCCGUCUAUCCAUGAUCACUUAGCCAAUUGGGCACCUAUCGAAGAACGAACUCGUUUAGGAGCUUUAAGUCUCACAGGAAUGGAAAUGGGAGCAUUAUUUGCAAUGGCAGUUCCUGGUUUAAUUGCACAUUCACGAUGGGGUUGGCCAGGAAUAUCAUUUUUCUCUGGAGGAAUUGGAUUGAUUUGGUGUGGAUUGUGGAUCCUAUUUGCAAAUAGUAAUCCAGUUGUUUCGAGAUUUAUUAGUCAAGAAGAGAAACUAUUUAUAUUAACAUCUCAAAAGAAAACCGAUUGUGACAGACAGAAAAUUCCAAUUCCGUGGAAGGCGAUUUUCACUUCGGUACCAUUUUUAUCUCUUGUAACAGUUCGAAUGGCUGAAUCUUGGGGUUUGUCAACUUUGCAACUUCAAAUUCCAACAUAUUUACAUGGAGUUCUUAAAAUGGAUAUUAAGAGCAAUGCCUUGUUUUCGGCACUUCCUUAUGUGAUGAUGUUCAUCAUGGCGUAUGUGUACUUAAUUUCUGCUGAUAUUGUUUUAACAAAGAAGAUUGUUUCGUUGACGGUGUUGAGAAGAACGCUGAACUCUAUUGCAAUGUGGAUUCCAUCGAUUACUUUAAUAGCUUUGGGUUUUAUGGAUGAGAGUCAUAGACUUUUGGCAAUUAUUUUAGUGACGAUAACAAUUGGUGUAAAUGGCGGAGUAUCAAUUGGAAGUGGCUUGAAUGCUAUCGAUUUGUCAUCAAAUCAUGCAGCUGUUUUGAUGGGAGUGGUCAAUACUGUUGUCAGUCAGACAUUUAUGUUGGCGCCAUUAUUUGUUGGAAUUAUUGUAGAUGAUGAGACGGAUCGAAGUCAAUGGCAGAUUGUUUUCCUUGUUUCUGCUUUAGCGUUCUUUUUGGGAAAUUUACAAUACAUUUUCUUUGGGACAACUAAUACCCAGCCAUGGAAUGAUGAAGAUUUUUAUUUGAUUAAUGUUUUGGAAAAGCCUAAUUUUAUUCAGCCAAAAUCAAAUAGAUCUUCGAAGAGUGUUUGCUAA